This is a messenger RNA of Durusdinium trenchii, 1332 nucleotides long. The record is from the annotation of a GenBank genome assembly. Lineage: Eukaryota; Dinophyceae; Suessiales; Symbiodiniaceae.
AUGCCAUGGGGGAAAGGCCGACAGCAGCAAUGGUCUUCAUGGGAGUCUUGGAAUCAGACCCCGCAGAAGAAGAAUCGCAAGUGGCAGAAAGACCUCGACAAGGAGCCAGCCUUCUACGGGUACGAUGGAAAAAAGGUGAAGGUAGAAGAUGCUGCAGAUCGUACUUUUGGCCGGUCCUCUGCUUUGCCCUCUCCGGACAACUCGCUCAAGGACGAGAACAAGCAGCUCAAAGCUGCCAUGAAGUUUGUUCUGGAAAAUAUGAACGGAAAGGUGGAGAUUCCGGCGGAUAUCCAGGACUUGGUGAAAGAAGAUCCUCGCGAGUCUUUGCGAGAGCGACAGAAGGCUCUCAAUCAGGAGAGACGUGGAUUGAACCGCUUGGAGAAGGUCAAGGACUCGAUAGAGAAAGAAGAGUGCAAGUUCCGCUCCUGGAAGGAGUGGAUGAGCCAGGGCUUGAAGCAGGAGGAGAAGAGGCAUGGAGAUGCUGUGAUUCAGCUCCAAGAGCAAUUGCGCUCCCUGGAGCGCCAGAGGGAUGGUGUGGAUCCUGUGGAGGUGGAUUCGGAGUCAGAUGCAGAAGGAGUCAAGCCUGCCAUUGUACACCUGGAAAAGGAAUUUGCUGGGAUGCGGCAGGACUUCAAAGACCUUACUACUUACACUGCACAGCUAGAGCAUCGCAAUUAUCAGAUGAUCGACAACAUGCAUUCGCAGAUGAUGUCUAUGCUCACCAAGCUUGCGGACAAUGGAUCACUGCACACAGAUGCUCUCCGCAAAUCGCCGGAACAGAAUAUUCGCCCCAAAGGGGAAGGCAAGAUCCCGGUGAUUCUUACGCCCGAGAAGCCCGAGAGGCGUGGUCGCUCCAGAUCACGAGGUCGAGGAGGAGGUGGAGAGACCGAGAAGAAGAGUGCGGAGAAACAGGAUGUUCAUGCUGGAUUGAAAGAGAAGUUGCAAGGGCUGCCAGAGGUCUGUCAGGCAAAGAUUCUAGGGGUCUUGAACUCCAAUCUGGACAGCUAUCCGACUUUCGACAGUGUGGACAAGCUCAUCCAGGAGGUGAUGGCGACAUUCAAUGCUGCUGGCCCUCCUGGAUUGUUGCCUGUGAAGAAAGAGCCGGAAGAAGAGAAAGUGACUCCGAAGAAAAGGGUGAGAGAUGCCCUUCUCCCUUUCGGAGGUAGCGGCAUCUCACGGAACUAUUUUGCUGGGGAAUGCUGCGCCAGAUGCUAUGAACGACAUGGAAUAGAAGGCACUAUGGCCUUGCGGUCUUUACGAAUUGACCUGGAGGAGACGUUUGAUGCUGCCCUGGGUCGAGAGCUAUGUGGUUGUGAGGACUUUCUACUGCUA